AUGUCUCGCAUCCCUCUAUCUCUCGUGUUCUCUCUGGCUCUGGCGAGCCUUGGUCAGGCGCAGGUCGCCUGCAACCUUGCAGGCCUAUACGCUCGACUUCUCGACGAUACAGCACUUGCAAACACGUUUUGUGCCGAGUUCAGAGACGAGACUGUUAACUCAAAGAACUUUUUGAUUCAGUUCGGUACGAAUUGCGAGGCGUAUAGAGAAGAAAUCAGCAUGGGGUGCUGGUUGUUCGGUACCACAACGCACAUGAGCCCACGAAUUACUCCCACGGUGACGGUGACGGUGUCUGAGACAGUCACGGACAUCCGAAGCGCUGGACUUUGUACCCCAUCGGUCAAGAUGGUGACUGUGUCUGAGACCGUCACGGACGUCCGAAGUGCUGGAAUUUGUACACCAUCGGUCCAAACCGUGACGGUGUCCGAAUCUCAGCGACAACAACAGCCAACGGAUCUUCCUGUCGUUGAAUCGAGCGGUCUAUCCCUUCACGGACCGCAAGUACCCAUUGUCAUGGACAAGGAGAGCACCCCUGACCCUCUCCACGCGGCAUCGAGCUUCCUCACAACACCUACGAUGAGCCCUUACUCUACGCUGACGCCAGCAUCCGUCGUUAUACCAUUAUCCUCCGUGCUCACCACAACGUUGAGCACAGUUUAUCAGUCCUCCAUAUCCUCACUGGCGCCUCAAGCCCCAACGUUGUCGACGGAGAGGUAUGCUGUUGUGGCACCGUCACCUUCCGUCAUCGAUCGGCACGUAUUCAGCCCGCUGGGUGAUUUGGUCAUCGACGAGGCAUCUUCUGCAGUUCUUGGAGCCUUGGCUAUCCCCCACGACGCAAAGUCCGAAGCUGAUACAUCCAUGACCCUUGUGAAUCUGGCCGACGGAUCCACGGACACGUGCGUGCACAUAAAGGGCUCAUGGAGGCCCCUCUAUACCAACGCGGUUUACGAGUGUGUCGCAAAGACUCGGGCUCCAGACUUUGACACGUCCAACUACCCGAUCGCAUCUACUGGACUGAGUCUCACAGCUGCGGAUGGGUCGUCGUCAAUUACCAAUAGCCGCGCCUUUGGACCUCAAGCUGAGGGAGAUUACGAAGAGGCAGUCCUGUCCUUGUUUGUCACCAAGGACAAGACCUACACGGUGGAAUUUUGGGCUUGCGGGUCCGGCAAGACUCUGGUGAUUGGAGAGUUGAGCUGUACUUAUUAUGCCUAG
This is a messenger RNA of Exophiala spinifera, 1212 nucleotides long. RefSeq lists its product as uncharacterized. Bases 1 to 1212 code for a protein of 403 amino acids. The record is from RefSeq and is a predicted model, not a curated record. The transcript is spliced from 2 exons. Lineage: Eukaryota; Fungi; Ascomycota; Eurotiomycetes; Chaetothyriales; Herpotrichiellaceae.